CAUUCACUUCACACUGACUUGUGAUUCUGCCUUUGGUUGAGCUUGUGCUUUCCUACUUGAAGCCACACCUGUAUGAACAUGUCCAAGUAUUGUGACCAGGACUCCUACAUGGAGGAGAUUGAUGAAGACAACAUUCUAGCAGGUCUUUCAGCUGAAGAGCUCCAGCAGCUCCAGAAGGAGAUGGAUGAUAUUGCCCCGGAUCAGACAGUACCAGUGGGAAUGAGACAAAAUAACACAUCUGUUGAAGCAAAGACUCAAGCAGACAAAGAAGGGGAAUCUGAGGAUCAGGAAGACAUUGAUGAAGAUGUGAUUCUGGCAGGUCUCUCUGCUGAAGAGCUCAAAGAGCUCCAGAAUGAGAUGGAGGUAAUUGUUCCUGACGAGAGAGUGCCAGUAGGGAUGCGACAAAAAGACCAGACUGAUAAACCGCCAACAGGUUCAUUUGACCAUAGAUCACUAGUGGACUACCUGUACUGGGAGAAAGAAUCUAAACGUUUACUAGAAGAAGAAAGAAUCCCAACAACCCUGCUUCCCAGUCAGAAAAAAAGGGAGGAAGAGCUGAAGAAUGCAGUGAAAGAAGAUAAUAAAAAUAUUGAAGUAGAAUAUGUGAAUGAGGAGAUAGUGGAAGAUGCUGAGAUAGGGGAUCAUGAAGAAGUGAUUGAGGAAGUGACUGAAGAGGUAAAAGACAAAGUGGUGGAUGUAGAAGUUGGUGAAAAUGAAAAGAGCCAGUCAAUUAAAACAGAAGCUCAAGAAAGUAGCAUUAUGUUUGCCAACUCUCAGCCAGCUCCAAAUUUCCCUGAUUCACAAAAAGAGAAAGAAUCUCAGAAAGCUGAAUUGAAUGAGGAUGACUCAACAAUAGAUAAAAUGAAGGAAGCAGAUCAGAUUAAAUGUGAACCUGCUCCUUCAGCCUAUGAGAACUGGGUUCCUAAGAAAGAAGAGAGAGUCAUAUCCAAGUUGAAGAUCCCAAAGCUUGCACUUGGUGAUGGUUUGAUUAAAAAAACUGCAAGACCAUCGGGGAACGAUACCAAUCUGGAAACCACCCUGGACAAAAUCCGCAGUCAUAACUCUUCUAUCACUGAGGUUAACCUAAACAAUAUUGAGAACAUUCCUAAAGACAUGCUCUUAGACUACAUUGAGGCCCUGAAGAAGAACAGGCAUGUGAAGACCUUCAGCAUUGCAAACACAGGUGCAGACGAAAAUGUGGCCUUUGCCUUGGCUAACAUGCUACGAGAGAACAGGAGCAUCACCACACUGAACAUUGAAUCCAACUUCAUUACUGGAAAAGGUAUCAUUGCAAUCAUGCGCUGUCUACAGUUCAAUGAGACUUUGACAGAACUCCGCUUCCACAAUCAGAGACACAUGUUGGGCCAUCAUGCAGAGAUGGAAGUAGCACGUCUCCUGAAAGCUAAUAACACUCUGCUUAAGAUUGGCUACCAUUUUGAGCUUCCUGGGCCCAGGAUGGUAGUGACCAACUUGCUCACUAGGAACCUUGACCGGCAGCGACAACAAAGGAAGGAAGAGCAGAGGCUUCAGCAGAUAAAAGAGCAACAUCAGAUCAUGGAGUUGUAUGAGAGCCACCUGAACUUGCCACCUGGUCUGCUGGAGAUGUUAGGAGGGUAUAUUCCUGGAAUGGAACUUCUGUGUCCUGCUCAGGGUCCUCAGCAUCUUUCAGAAAAAUCUCAAGGACCUCCCAUAGUAUCAACACCAGGUCGCCAGCUACACAAGACACACCACCCUACUCGACAACAUCCACCCAGUUCAGAUUCAGACUCCGGCAAUAUACUAAAAGAUGUGAAGCUUAAGAAGACUCCUAAACGCCGUGACCCACUCCUGGAUUUAACUAAAAAAGAAGAGAAAAGAGAUGGGAGGGCUAAGAUUCAGUUACGAAGCAUGCCCAAGCAGACAAACACAGCAAGUGAAGACUUUCUGGAUGACAGGGCCAACUUGAAAGAUGUGAUAAAGGCACUGAAGCCAGUUCCCCGAAGAAGGCAGCCACCAAAAGUAGAACUAACGCCACGUGACCUACUCCUCAGUGAAAUUAGACAGAGCAAUGUGGCCUAUCUGAAAGCGGUGCCUCUUCCCAAAGUUCUGGAAUCAAGGGAAACCAGUCUUUUAUGAUGACAACAUGCUUUUAGACAGACUGCUCACCUGUACCUGUAGCCAAUACGGGCCUAAUCAGAUGUUGCUGUAUGAGCCAUACACUGCCAUCAUUUUACAUUUAACGCUGUUUUGAUCAUGGUGUGGUUUCUCUAUCAGCCUUUAAGUAAUAUGACAGCUGCAUGAAA
Neoarius graeffei (lesser salmon catfish) is the source of this 2282-nucleotide messenger RNA. It is a transcript of the gene lmod3, whose product is annotated as leiomodin 3 (fetal). The coding region runs from base 73 to 2115 and encodes 680 amino acids. Gene Ontology annotation, molecular function: tropomyosin binding. The transcript is spliced from 4 exons. Gene Ontology annotation, cellular component: striated muscle thin filament; myofibril. Gene Ontology annotation, biological process: muscle contraction; myofibril assembly; pointed-end actin filament capping. Lineage: Eukaryota; Metazoa; Chordata; Actinopteri; Siluriformes; Ariidae. The record is from RefSeq and is a predicted model, not a curated record.